Messenger RNA from Penicillium argentinense, 294 nucleotides. RefSeq lists its product as uncharacterized. Lineage: Eukaryota; Fungi; Ascomycota; Eurotiomycetes; Eurotiales; Aspergillaceae. The coding region runs from base 1 to 294 and encodes 97 amino acids. The transcript has 2 exons. The record is from RefSeq and is a predicted model, not a curated record.
AUGCUGGAGCAACGCGAUUUUGGCCGGUCAAUGAACCGCCGAGCGCCGAGCACGCCCGUGCUGAUGACGAUGGCGAACACCAUCGCGGUGACUGGGGGGCCAUCCACAGCAUCAACCUGCCCAGAUCGGAAGGGUGUUAACAUCCAGAAAACCACAACGCCGCUAAGCGCUGAGAUCCGGAUCAUCACAAAUGAGCGCAUCAACGAUCACACGACCCGAUCUGCCGGAAUAACCAGGCACAUGGCGGCAAAGUUCGGCCCAUCACCGAUGGAAGCUCGCGGGAAAUUCGCUUGA